Molecule: messenger RNA, 736 nt
Organism: Hymenoscyphus albidus
Lineage: Eukaryota; Fungi; Ascomycota; Leotiomycetes; Helotiales; Helotiaceae
Source: the annotation of a GenBank genome assembly
AUGUCCGACAACUACAACAACCAAGGAAAUCCCACGGGUAUGGGAGCAUACAACAAUUCUCCAUUCUAUCCCUAUGAGGUCACACACAGAGGCACAAACGCUCAAGCAAGUGGUUUCCCAUUCCAAAGCUCUGAAUGAAGCAUCCUGACAUUCAGGUCUAGGGAAAUCAAUAUGACCAUCGCAUCCAACCUGGAGGCCACGGUUACCGCUACGCAAACAAGGGUGAGUCCAACCUUUUCUAACUUUAUCUUUUGUGAUGUUUCUUUCCCUCGUGAGAUACACACAUAAGAAUGGGCAGCUGACUUGAGUAUUUGUAGAUGGCAGUUGGGACUACAGAAACGCCGAUGGCUCCUCCUACCACGAUAACGGAAAGGACCGUGCCGUUUAUACUGAUCCCUACGGAAAGGAGUACGUGAAGGAAAGCUCUGGCGCCAAUCGAGAGGUUGACGAAGAGUCUUCUGAUAAAUUCGCCAAGGCUGAUGGUGGUGGACGAGCACAAGAAUAUGAUAAUCCGGAGGCUGACUCUGACGGCGAAUAUGCUGAAGACUUUGGCGAUUGUAUUGAACCUGUUGACGAUUCUGAUGGAGAAUCUGACGGAGAAUCUGAAGGAGAAUCUGAAGGAGAAUUCAGUGGAGGAUCUGACGACGAUGGAGAUGAUGAAUCUGAUGAUGGAUUUGACGACGACGAUGAUUCUGACGAUGAUGAUGAUUACGGAUAUGAAUACUACUAUGAUUGA